Paramacrobiotus metropolitanus is the source of this 1504-nucleotide messenger RNA. RefSeq names its product zinc finger protein 135-like. Lineage: Eukaryota; Metazoa; Tardigrada; Eutardigrada; Parachela; Macrobiotidae. Gene Ontology annotation, cellular component: nucleus. Gene Ontology annotation, biological process: regulation of transcription by RNA polymerase II; central nervous system development. The record is from RefSeq and is a predicted model, not a curated record. The coding region runs from base 169 to 1182 and encodes 337 amino acids. Gene Ontology annotation, molecular function: DNA-binding transcription factor activity, RNA polymerase II-specific; RNA polymerase II cis-regulatory region sequence-specific DNA binding. The transcript is spliced from 8 exons.
UGUGGAGACUGGACGCAAAAUUUUCCAUUCUCUUGUUUUACUUGUUUUCUAAUUUUUCCGGUUGAUUGCGAAAUUUUCUGAAUAUAUAUGUGUAGCGCAGUCACACUGCUAAAAUACGAUUGGAAGGGGAUUUUUAACCUUUAACGAUUAGCGUAAAAUUUAGGAAUAAUGAUGGAUAAUCCCGAUGAUCGCCAAAUGCCGUCAGCAUCAAAGGAAUCAGCUCCCUGCGCGAAAGAACGUACAACCCGCGAAUACGGACUCUAUCGGUCGAAGAUGUCUGUUUUAUCUGACAACUGUGAUCAGGAAAAGCGAUCGAAAGCUCAGAAAGCGGUAAUACCUCCUUGCGAUGUUUGUGGAAAAUUGCUCAAAACCCAGGAAUCCAUGCGAAGACACUAUCGUCGUCAUACUGGCGAAAAACCUUAUCCAUGCACUGUGGAAAUGUGCAAGAAAGCUUUUCGCACGAAAAGCGAUCUUCUGCGACACCUGCGAAUGCAUACGGGCGAAAAGAGAUUUAAAUGCCAAGUUGCACAGUGUGGAAAAUCCUUUACCACCUCCGCAACUUUGAAAGUCCAUGAAAAAGUUGUCCAUCUUAAUGAAAAACGGUACAAGUGCGCAACAUGUUCCAAAGAAUUCGGAUAUUUAACAAAUUUUAAUAAUCAUCUCCGGACGCACAGCGGCGAAAAACUCUACUGCUGCUCUCACCCCGGUUGUGAAAGCAAAUUUGCUGAAUACUCAACUGCGCUCAAGCAUGUGAUUAACAUCCACAGUGAUCCCGCGUCGUUUCGAUGCAAUGAGUGCAACAGGUUUUACCGAUCACGAAAUGGGCUUUCGUACCAUGUCCGGACAUUUCACGCACAACGGAAGCCAGACAACAACGACAGCGAGACAAGGGAACAAGUGCGAGAUUUAAUCUUGGAGGAAUUUCCCAGCCUGUUCCACAUAAAUGGCGGGCUUUGUGCGGAAGAUGAACAGGAGGCUGCCUUGUUGCUUGGAUUUCGUCGGCGAACUGAUGCAUCGGAUGCUGAUAAGUGUGAGGGCGGAAGUCGUGAUAUAUCGCAUCCCAGCGCUGGACACCACCACUCGUUAUCCGAUCGUUGGAAUUCCGAUGGGCAUUUUCCUUACAGAGAUGCUUCAUUUGUUGACGGAUUUCCUGAAUUACUAGUACCGGAAUCCGACAUGUGAUUCAUGCCAUUGAAGUUCACAAGGCCCAAAACAGGAAAUUUGUGCGUAAAGGAGAGGCAUGCAGUGUGCACCUGUUGUCGGUUGCGGUUAUGGAUUUGGGAGGACUAUGUGAUCCGUUAUAAUUAUUUGUAGUGCCUGAUCGACUGUGAAGAACACAUUUUCUUGGAGUUUCUUCAUGAACUAGAAAUUAUUUGCACUCAGUUGUAUAGCGUUUACUCGGGUUCACUGAUUCAAGUCAAGUUUAUGAGGAAUUUUUGAAUGAAUGAGGUACGAAGUAUUUUUGACUUAAAUAUCGGCAACUACGGCAAAUUAAAAAAAAACG